Metarhizium album ARSEF 1941 is the source of this 2340-nucleotide messenger RNA. RefSeq lists its product as uncharacterized. The record is from RefSeq and is a predicted model, not a curated record. Bases 1 to 2340 code for a protein of 779 amino acids. Lineage: Eukaryota; Fungi; Ascomycota; Sordariomycetes; Hypocreales; Clavicipitaceae. The transcript is spliced from 2 exons.
AUGUCUACGCAACGAGCGUCCAAAACAAAGGAACCUAUCCACUGUCCUGGCCUGUCCACGCCUCCGCUUGCUGCUGCUGCUGCUGCCAUCACGCACCUCAACAUGUCCUGGGAGGCCUUUGGGCACGGCCAGAGCGUCGUCAGCUUUGUAUCCGGUAUCGUGACGGUGGUCGGCGCCGCGGCGGGAUUGAUCGCCGCCGGCCAGCAGAUCAACAAGCGCAACUUUGAGAACAAGUUUGGGCCAACGCACUACGAGAAGGACUGGAUGGGAUACUUCGCCAUGAAAGUGCCGCCCUGGUUCAAGGCCCUCGUGCAGCCGGUCCCUCAGCCGCCGAACCUGCCCGCCGUCUCUGGCUUGAUAACGGCCGGGGACGACGGCAUGUUCACGUCCUCCAUGGUUGCGUGGAUGCAGCCGGGCUACCAGAAGGUUUCUUGGCUGGCCCUCUACGAGGCGUUUUUCGUCGAGUACGCGUGGGACUGCUUGUGGACGGGAAAGGAGGCAGCUUUGCGAGACGAAGACUUUUCCGACUUUGUCGACAAGGCAAAGGAGGAAGUGCAGCGGAAGAUUGAAAAGGCGGAAUAUGGAGACGCCAACGCCCAUCCUCCGGUGUUGAGAGGCGUGCUGAGGUUGAUGCGCUCUACUUACUUGCUGUUGGCCUGGGCCAUCAGCCACGCCGUCUGUUCGACAGGAUCAAGGGUCAUUCAUGCCAUGUUCCCAUGUCCGUCGGCCCAGACGGCGGCGGCGGCGGCCUCCGGACUCCGUGUCGAGACGAUAUCGCCGCUUCUCAGCGAGAUACCCGUCAUCGAUCACCACCUCCUCUACUACAAGUGGGGACCUACGUCGACGAACUCAAAGACCAUAGACCGUUGCAAGCGCGAUGUCGAGGCGGGAAGCAAGGUCAAGCUGUCCCGGUGCGCUGGCCCGCUGCUUGUCAAGAGCCUACACCUCAAACGCUUCGAGACGUCUGUCUGGUCCUCGUACGACCGGGGCGGUUGGCCAGAAGACCGGAGAAAGCUCUGGACGUACAAGGGGAAGCCGUGCCUGGUCAUCUUCCGACACGAGUUGGAGUCGUUGGCGGCCUUUCUCGGCAUCCAGCUCAAGCUCCGCCGUCCUCGCCGACCCGAAGGCACCGGUGCAUUCGGUGCCGUCUUGGUGUCGGAAGAAGACUCGUACACGCACAUCCGGCUCAUCUACGAACGCCCGGGGGGGCAUGAGUACAAGCCGGCCGGGGGUUCUGGCUAUUCGACGCUCUUCGCAAAACACAUGGUGUGCGGAUGUCUCCCUUUCGCGCACACCGUGUCCGAGGACCAGAGCAUCGUGGUUCACACCGCCGUCGUCUCGGAAAAAACCAAACAAGACGUCAAGGCUGGUACGCCCUUCGACAGCCGCGGCGCGCCCCCGUCGGACGAAUCCUUCCCUCCGCCCUUGUCGAAUAGCGGCCUGGCCGUGACUGACUACUGCUUUCCGUAUCCCGCGACCAGUAGUGGUGACGGGGAGCGCGAGUGUCAGGGCCCGGGGAGCUUGUCAUUCAUGGACGGGAAGCGGCAGAUCGACGCCGGCACGUGGAGUGAUGCCGUUGCCGGCGUCGCAUUCGGAGGGCUCGUGCCCAUGGCAACGAGUCCGCUCAUCGACAUAGUUGCGUACGUCGUUGGCGGCAGGGUAGAGAAGGAAUCGGAGCUGUCUGCCUUCUGGCGCGUCAUGACGGACAUCUGCGAACAUGCCAAGAGAAGGGUCCCCGGGGCGGCGUCCAUUCCUCUGUUCGGCUCCGCGUUCGAUUCCAUCGCGCAAGCCAGCUACUGCACACCAGCUUCGUUCCACGACCUCUUCACCGGCGCCGCGAAUGUAGACGAAGUGGUUUGGGUCCUGAGCUUGUACACGACCAUGCUCGAGUAUCUCAUGGCCGCCAUUGCGCCGGGGCAGGAAAACAGAGACGCAGACGCAGAGCCGCAGCCGCAGACGCAGACGCAGCAGUCGCCAGUACAGCUAGUGUUUGAAGCAUGCGUCGCGGAAAUAUCUCAGCAAUAUGAGGCCGCAGUCAGAGCCACAGACGAAGGAACUGCCUCUGGUGACCGGUCGAGCACAACCGUGACGGCGGACCAAGAGACGGAAAUCGAGACGACGCUAAAAGAAAUAAGUGACAAGCUCAAGAAUAAUGAGGACAUUACCGUGCAGGACUGCGGCAGGGUGGCGAGAUGCAUCAUCAUGGCCUGGGCAAGGCUCGUCAAGACUGUCUCCUGGGAGAAGGAGGAGAAGAAGAAGAAGGAGAAGAAGAGGGAUGCCCACGCGGGCUACGUGGUGCCUCCGACCAGAGACCUGCCGUAUAUAGCUGCAUGGGAGUAG